UUACGGCUUACGUACGUAUGCGUAUGAGCUAAAGCCUUUUCUUUCAUAUUGGGUACACGGCGUAUAGCGGCAUUAUACUUCAAUACUACGAAAGAACAAAAACUUGUACGCAGAUCUGUUUGCAAAUCAGAAAGAGUACGAUAUGAAUCACCUUGCUUAUUUCUUCGUUGAAGCGGAAGAAACAGGUCUCAACGAAUCCCACAGUCGCCAUUCCAGCAUAAACCAUUCCCGUUUGCCAUGCAGCAGCCGACCAAUGAGAACUGCGGAGCGUACGCUACUGAUGCAACGACUCCUCGAAGCCGACUCCUCUGACAAGCUCAAUUCGAGACAGCGGCGCCACUCCUCCGGCAAGCUCCGGUCGAAGCAGCACCAGUCCUGAGCGGGAACGAGCUUCCGCUCGUUGGAUUCCAGCCAGAAGAGAGAAGCCACGGAAGUAGAGACAACCAGCGAAUUCUCUGUCCAUAAGAAACGCGAAGGCAGACAAAUAGACGCGGAAGCAAGCGGAAGUAGGCCUACAGACGAACGAACGAACGAAGGGACAGGACACACAGACGAAACAGCUUUGUUCUAAUUGUAUCAAGUCGGAUCGCCGUCUCGACGGGAACGGUCUUGCCAAUGUCGUUCUAGUAGAGUUUUGCUCGAGAUAAAUCAAUCUCAUUGUCGCGGUUUAUUGUGCCACCUGCCAUGUGCGGAGUUUGUAAGAGUCAUGGUGAUGGAAUAGGAAGCAACGCAAUAAAGGAAAAGCAAAAAGCUAUCUAGUGAGUUACAUGCUGAACUAGUGAGUUGGUGAACUAGAGAGCGGGAUUUAUCUAGCGAGCUAAAUAUUGUCGCUGAAUUUUGGAGGAAAUUUACAGGAAAAAGAAACCGUGCUAGAAGAGAGCGAUGUCGUCCGUUCUGCCACCACGAUUAACACGCGGAGCCAGUAAUCGCAAGGUGGCUGCGUCCGGCUGGUCUGCGUCGCCGCUCAAAUUGUCAACUUCAACUUGUCCGCGGCUGUCGCUGCUAGCGUUGUCGUUCGGUGCCUUCGUUCUGGCGUCUUCGCCAACUCUCGGUGGGGGUAACAGUAGAGGCGGCGGGGCCAUUAGGUUCUUCAGCGCUUUUCGCCAACCGGUGGUUUUCCCACCUAUGGACGCGGCCAAGUACUUAGACACUAGCACGCUAGGCCGUUCGCAAUCAUUCGACCAGCUGCCGGAAGAGCAGAUCCUAACCAACGACGGAGUCGAACCUGAAGAGAACCAUGAGCAUGCGGACGAUGUAGAGUUACAUCAUCAGGAUCUAAUAUCAGUUGAAAACGGCACCGGAAGCAGCAACGAAUCAACUGGUAUAGACGCCUUUGCUAGCAUUAAUAAUUCCGAUAGUCAUCGGCCAGGGGAGCCGGUGGCAAUGCCACAACGUGGUUCCGCCCCACGGGUGAAGGCGCCUGAACAUUCGCUCGCUGUAUGGGACUCUGACGGCACCAUCUGCAUCCUGGCCAGGUUCCAGGCCUUCUUUACGAUACCGUACGCUACAGCGGUGGGUAUGCAGUACGCCUCAAUGAAAAUGCCGCCUAACAGGGAGUUGGGCACACGUGGCGUAUGUUCAACCGACUCGCGUGAUCCGCAAUUCGAAGUUCAGUGGCCGCUGUUCAAGUUUAUUAUGCACUUUACACGCUCGCGCCAAAGAAGUUCAUGGUACGUAAACAAACUAGAGGUGCAAUAUAAUACUAAUUCGCCUCUUUUUCCUGGGGCACUGAAGGCAGGCCGUCGAUACGCAUCGACAACGCACAAUAUCAGCCUGUUCAUGACGCCGAUGGGCCAAUCAUACGGAUGUCCUUUGCAUCCGCCUCUAGCGCUAGCCAUCGUCAAUUCAAGUGCGAAAAUUAUGGUAAAACUAAAGGACAUGCGCCUUCAGGCAUAUCAGCUGACUGGCAACUAUGGACCACUGUCUCGUUGUCAGCAGGUAGCCAUGGCUCACACGCUCGACCCGUACAACUACGAUCGGACGGUGCCCGUCGCCGUUGGCAGCACCCUGGCCGGCGUUUCAAUCGCCACCGUCGUUGGGUAUGCCCUCUACAGAUCGGUGUUUGCUCGCAAAGUGGACUACGGUGCAGUGCAGUAAUCCAAAAGCUGUUAUCACUUCGAGCCAGCGCUACGACUAAGUCAGAAAAGAAAUGAAGUGAAGGAGUACAAUCCAAUCAAGACGACGAUCACAGCGUACUACCUGUAUGCCAGUAAUAAUAACCAAUUGUGAAAAAUAUCGAUGGGCUCACCUGUGCAUCGCUGUAGACUAUUUGACCACUUGGGUAUUCGGUAUUCCGUAGAAAACUGCGGUUUUUUUCAUAGCAACUGGCUCGUUUUUUAGGUGCUACGGAUCUUCAACAUAUCGCUGACUUUACAAACAAUAUACAACUACCAUUGAAACUGUAUGUUACUACUAUAUUAUAUAAUAUAACCUAUGUUCACUGUACAUGCUUACGUCGUAGGCCAAUUUAGGUACAUGAACAAGGAAUAACGCGGUUAACGCUGCACGUUGUUGUGAAUCUGGCAUAAUAGUUAUGACGUUAAUCGUGCACACUUCGAUCGCGUGCAUAUUCUGCUCGAUAAACAAUAUCCCGCUCGACCUCCCCGAUCGAUGAAAAAUCGACAACUACUGAUAUGCCAAUUCACAUACUAUGCAUUUACAAAUAGCUCGAACAAACAUCUAUUUGCACAACAAGACAACAACCGGGAAUAAAACUUCGAUAAAGGCAACAUCCAUAGUCGCUUCCUAUUGCAUGCCAAUUUUCUGCGCGGUUAAGGAACACUCGAUGGUAUGUACUUAGGGAAAAGGUAGAUCCGCGCAAAUAGUAAACGUGCGUGUUGAUACGAUAGUGGCGUCGUUGCCUUCCUGCAUUAUGAUUGGGAUACUGUGAUAUUCAGCUAUUAUCAGCAUAACAAAUAAUCGAAAGUGACAUGGGUAGACAUAAGAGCGCUCGUGGGUCGCUCGGUCAUCGGUUCCGCUCGAUUAAGCCGAACAGACGACGCGACUAAUUAAACAUGAUCGAAUAUUGCAGUUAUCGAUCAAUAGGCCCGAUCGAAGAGCUUACUUUUACCCAUUACCUAACUUUCUGUCGACGGACUAUAAACGUAAAAUCCGACAACGGCUUAUGUCGAUUUGAAGGGAAAAAGACGAAUACGUGCUCUUCGUGUGUACGUUAAAUUCGGGCGACGCCUGUGUACUCACAACAAAUACUCUACAUAAACACGUUCUUCUGUCAUUGUAAGAAUUUAUUCUGCAAGGCGCUGAAUCCGGAACAAACACAUUGCUUUACUAAAUUAGGACGUGCUAAUAUUUAUCUUGUCCCAGUCUUGUGUUGUCUCCGCUCUUACAUGAUCCGCGAACUAUGGAAACAUCCCCUUCAAACGUUUAUGGCGGAGAAAAAAUCCGAGAAAACUUGGUCGGCUUGGUAGAGCUCGGGGGCGCUUCUGCAACUCGUCCACAAGUAUCACAGAAUUGGAAAUUAAUGCAAAGACGAAAUGAACGAACCCAGAGAAGAUGUGUCUUCGCAAUGCCCAAAGCAUAAGAUACUAAUUUCGAUUUGACCUAGGGUCACAUUCUCAGAAUCAGAGCUUUUUUGUGCUAAAUGCUCUCUUUCUCUGUCGCUGUGUUAAAUGGCAACUGAACACAACCUUUCUGUAUCGGCUGUAGCAAAAGGAAAGGGCUAACAAUUGUGUGAAGAACAGGAUCAUAGUAUCUGGCGGUCGGAUGGCAUUAUGUGGAAAUGCAGUUUUGUUAUAAACAGAAAUAGAGCAUUUCUAUACACAAUAUACCGGAUAAUAUGAAUUGUCUCAUUAACGCUUUUCCAAUGUUCACUUAAGAAACAACGCAGUCGUUGUUGUUGUAUGUAAGUUAUAUGACCUAUUAUGAAUAAAGGACGAGAAGAAUGGAUACGAGGCUGCGCUGAUUCUUUUAGAUAGUAUAGCUGAAAU
Molecule: messenger RNA, 3947 nt
Organism: Varroa destructor (honeybee mite)
Lineage: Eukaryota; Metazoa; Arthropoda; Arachnida; Mesostigmata; Varroidae
Product: lysosome-associated membrane glycoprotein 5
Biological process (GO): establishment of protein localization to organelle
Cellular component (GO): late endosome membrane; plasma membrane; lysosomal membrane
Source: RefSeq, a predicted model, not a curated record